UUGGAGGCUGGAUAAGACAGCAGAUGGUGUCUACGCGACAACAAUAGCUUGUGCCUAUCUAUCUAUCGCAUUGUAAUCCCAACUUCCUGUCUGUACGAGAGACUACGGUGUGCAGGCCUAACGCGAGAAUCGCCAAACCCGCACCUAUCUAUUCAGAAAGAUUGCCAUGCUAAACUCAAAAUACUGCAGACAGACUCGCGUGUAUUGAUCUUAUCGCAACAAUUCGGAACCUAAUGAUACCCUCGUCACCAUAACUUCAUCCCUUCACUUAAUUCACCACCCACCCAUACACUCACUCACUCACUCACUCACUGACCCACCCACCGCAACCGCAACCGCGAUCUUCUCUUUCAUGAUCACAGCAUCAAGCUUCGCGUGCAACAUUCGAAAGUUGCAUGAAAACGGAAAACCAUGGAGGAGGCAACCAAGACGAUUGACACUCUAGUAAAAAACAUAUUACCCUUCAAAGCACAUUACCUAUCACUCGACACUUCGCGCCGAUAUCCACCACACGCCGACGACAAGCGGUUAGAAGAACAGGAUAUCAGGCCUCUACAAUACACAACAUUUGUUAGCGACGCAGACCGUGGAAUUAUCCUUACUAGGGCAUACUUCGACAUACGAGAAGAGACCGCUACUCCUGCUAAUGCGACUAGUACACCGACACCUCGAAGAAACGACCCCAAUAAUAAACCCAAGACAAAGUUAUCUUUGAAAGACUACAAGAACAGGAAGAAGUCACCUGGCCCCGACGGCGAAGAGCCGCCUAAAUCAGCCGCGCUGCCUAUCAAGGCGAGUGCGCCUUUGAAGAAGGUAGCGGAACCUACUCCAAAGGAUAUGGAGGACCGCCGUGGAGCUAGGAAAGGAGUACCUGAUGGGAAGCCUGACAUGAAAUCCGAGGCGCGGCAUGGUCGUAGUCCUUCACUGGACAAAAAGAGACGAAUCCCAGAGGCAGAACCAGACUCCAAGCCGAUGAAACGACCCAAGGUUGAGAAUGCGACACCCAACUCUACAAGUUCGCGUUCCAUAAGAGACAACUUCUCUCUAAAACCUGAGCGGCAGGCACCAAUAGAAAAGAAACCAUCAAAAGACUUGAAACCUCACCCCGUUGCUAACGGAAAAUCAGCGCUGAGUAGUACAGGGAGCAAAGGUGUCUCACCCAAACCUGGCGCUCUUGUGAAUGGCUCUCAGAAGCCUGUUAAGAAUAAGGAUGGAGCGGAGAAGAAGACAGAAAGUAACCAUAAUACGAAGGGGAACCAUUCAUCCAAUUACUUACCGCCCUUACUAUCACCCAUUGACAUAACAAACUACGUGGAUGACGACUCCAAAGCACCGCGUCCUAGCCCUAAGAAGAAGCCAGCAGAUUCGAAUGGCCUCAAGCCUCCGCCGAAAAAGAACCAAGAUCAUGAACUAUCUCCAAGUCCUAAGAAGCGGAAAAUUCCACCUCUUCUGUCCCCAACACUACCCCCCAUUGUUCUAGAAGAAUUGGCGUUGGCAAAAGCGAAUAAAUCGAAGGAUCUGAGUCAAAGGAAUAGUCAAGUAUCCGACUCACCCAAUGGACAAAAGAAGACGGUGAAGAUAUCAAAACGCGAGGAGACGAUCCAUGUUGAUAGCAAUAAAGGACAGCGGGAUUCGCUUAUGGUAUCGUUGAAAUACAAGAAACGAAUUGCGAAAACCGUAGCGCGCCUCUUGAACUUACCCCCAGGCGGAAGAAGGAAGGCUGAUCUACUAAAGACGGAGGAACGUGCUACCCGCGAUCGUUCCAAUAGCUUGGAACCCGGCACUGCACGUAAGCGUCCCGUUCCCGUGGUGGACACUAGUGAAGCGUCCAAACGACCGAAGGCUUCGGACCCGCGCCCCUCGACGCCCCCGAGACAAUCAUCCGCAAUGACGCGGGUCGCAUCCAAUAGCUCCCAGGCUGGAACUCCAGGCGUAGCAAACGGCCUCACCCCUGCUGCGCAGCCACCUGAGCGCCGUCGCCCAUUCGCCGAUCCAGAGAAGCUACAGAAGUUACAAUCUCGGGCAGCAAAUUUCAUACAGCUCGCUACUAAAUUAAAACAUGAGCGAGAUGCAGUCUUGAAAAAGCCAACCGAGGGAGUUUCUGAGCGUGACCGUCAAGUUGCUAUCGCCGCCGGCAUCCAGUGCCUAGUUUCCUUCCUACUUGGUUUCAAACUGCAGAGCGAUGCUUCGGAUCUCGAGCGCAAACCCGGUUCAACUAGGUCGUUGAGGGAAUUACUGAUGCUAUUCCGAGUUACUAGGUCGGAUUGUGCCAGGCAUAACUCAUUAACCGCGCUAGUAUUACGCCUCCAGGGCAUAUGUCUUGUGUAUAUUGGCCGUAUAAUGUGGUCAUAUCCUCCCGACCCUGACCAUGUGAAGGAAAUCCUCACCAACUCCAAGGAGCAACAAGAGACCUGGCGACUAGCUGACAACGCACGCAGAGCUAUGGGCGUCUAUGAUGGGGCUAGUAAAUCGGGAGAUGGCGGUUCCAUGGGGAAGCUCAUAGAUCGACUAGGCCCAUGGACUAUACCGGAGGAAGCCAUACCUGUCACCCUCGAAGUCCUACGAAAGGUCAUGCAGGCGAAUAGUCAGUGGAAGCCAGCGGAUGCUCUAUGCAAGCUCGGACCCUCCCUAACGAAUGGUGUCACUACUUGAAGUCGAACAAUUACAAAUUUCGCAGGGACAUCGAACGAUGAACCGCGUUGUAAUGUAUAUUAUGAACCAUGAUUCUCACGACAUGAUACCAGACUCCUUGUUUAUUUUUCCGCCUUUGCGACAUACAAUCAUUUUCAAAGUUGGGUAGUCAGGAU
Messenger RNA from Hypoxylon fragiforme, 2807 nucleotides. RefSeq lists its product as uncharacterized. Lineage: Eukaryota; Fungi; Ascomycota; Sordariomycetes; Xylariales; Hypoxylaceae. The record is from RefSeq and is a predicted model, not a curated record. The transcript has 2 exons. Bases 412 to 2652 code for a protein of 746 amino acids.